GAAAAACCAUUCGCAUUCAGAGACAGUCCGCAAUCAAUAAGGGAGUCUACUUCCGGACCGAGUAUCCCGCUCUUUACUUUCAACCACCAUUAUGGCUCCCUAUCGUCCCGCACCUUCAACCACUCGUAAAACCCAAUACAGGACUCCGUACUCUCCUAUCAAACCAUACAAACGAUCACCACUGCAGUACAACCGCAACAGGUCCGGACCUCGACAAAGUGCCCCACCAGAAUCUCGCUCUCAUCGAGUCUCAAGUAACUGGAACCAACGACCACCUAUUCUUGAUCCUAUCUAUGAGAGCCCUCCUAACCGGCGGAGGCAAGAGGUAUUGUUCGACUUCGAAGACUCUUUUCGCGUGCCAGAGGAGAGGGAGGAAGACGACGACGACGACAACGACGUGCCGUUUCCCUGGGAGGACGAGCAGACACUCAUAGAUGAACUCUCGCGUGAUGGUGGUGGCGAACCAGACGACGACGAAGUUCUCAGGCUCAUCGAUUCGCUCCAAACCUCCUUUACGCGCUACUCCAAUACCCUUGUUGACGACAUCGCACAGACCCUUGUUCCUGCUGUCAGACGUGUCAAGGAAGCCCAUCAUAUUCUCAACACCCGUGUCGACGAGGAUUUCGGGAAGGGAUUGUGGGAGUUCCACGAUGCAUGUAAAAAGAUAGAGGUAGCGAUGUUGAAGGAUGCAGAUGAGGUGAAGGAGGAAUAUGAAGCUGCGCAGGUACGCAUCGUGGAAAUCAUGGCCAAACUUGAGGAUGCGUAUGCCCGAAGGGACCAGCUCUGGGUCGACUUUGAGGUCAAGUUCAAUGGGAUUGUGGACCCGACGAUUGACAUGCUCAAAGACCUUCCCGUCAGAAUGGAACGUGCUAUCUCCGAGGUCGAUAAACAGAGCAAGAAAUUAAAUAAGGACGACGUCGGACCGGAGCAGACUCUAAAGGACCUCUUAACAAAACUGACUUGAUUCAUGCUUCCUUUGACCUGCUUGCAGACAUUGCCCUACUCUUUGUCUAUGUGUUUAGCCUCCAUUCCUUACUGCGGCUCCGAUUGCUUCUGAACCUCUCUGCUUAUAGAAUGUACUAAUCGAUUCGUGAUUGGCUUCUUGUACCUUGUUAGUGUCUUCAUUCUCGAACAGUGAAGCUUCUCCCGCGCUUUCUGUCAAACCUUAGUCCCGAGACGGACAUCAGGCUGUCAAGUGUGUUGCGCUCGUUAAUGAUGGGUGAGAC
This is a messenger RNA of Desarmillaria tabescens, 1226 nucleotides long. RefSeq lists its product as uncharacterized. The transcript is spliced from 5 exons. The record is from RefSeq and is a predicted model, not a curated record. Lineage: Eukaryota; Fungi; Basidiomycota; Agaricomycetes; Agaricales; Physalacriaceae. The coding region runs from base 92 to 964 and encodes 290 amino acids.